GUGUGUCAAGCACACCUUGAAGUGUGUACACGUACCGUGUUUGAUUAUAUUCUUCUGCAUAUACUUAUAAUAUAUUGAGCAAGGAUACGGAUAAGAAGUGGGAUGUUGGGAGCCGUGACUGCGUAAAAGAGUCUAUACCAAGUUCAUAUACACGAGGGCCUACAGAUAUGAAGUGGAAUGUUGGACUCUUGGGUGUGCUGACUUACGAUACUGUAUGAUUUCCGACGAUUCCUCACUCUCGCUCCGAUAAUUGCCGGCAGUACAAGAUAGAAGGGUGAAUCCGUUAUGCGUCAUGCCCGUACAGCUAUCAAUAUCUGCCUUCUACCGUCCGGGAACCCGUGCUCGAACGUUGAACGUUCGAUAUUCUCUAUGCUUGCUUCAUGCCCUUACUCACCCCACCACGCGCCUCACAAUCGCAGGAGAAUCAGGGCGGGCGAUCUGACCUAUCCGCCUGAUCUGGACCCACCCCUCACAGACGAGUGCAUGAACUUCAUACACGCGCUGCUCAACCCCGACACGGACCAACGCCUGGGCAUGAGUAAGCCAUGGGCCGGGCCGGGAAUCAACGAAGUGUUUGAGCAUCCGUUCUUGCGGGGGGUCGAUUGGGAGGCUCUCAAGCAACGGAAGAUAGAGCCCCCCUACGUGUGUCAUCCGGGCGAGGGCUCGGAUGACGACAAGGGAAUGAACGCGUUCGAUACGCUUGCGUUUCAGGUCAGUAAGGGGCGGUUGCCGAAGAUCGGCAUCAACAAGGGGGACCGGGCCAAGGGGAUCGAUGGGGUAGGUAGCGGGAACGAAAACUCCCGAAGUUCGGGCGGAUGGAACAGCAAGCAACUGGGGAAAACACUGAGUCGGAAUAGUGGGCACUGUGGCACACCCGGUAGCACGUGCGGGUCUCAGGUGACUGCGGUUGGUGGCGAUUCGGUGGUCACGCGGAUAGGGGAGGUUGUGGGAGGUGAGGAGGGCUCUGAGGGGACUGGAAAGGGCCCUAGUAGCAGGCUACAGGUGCAGGAUAGCAAGGCCAAGACUAAGCUUCAGGUUCAGGAUAGUAUGGGGAAGGACAGGGAGAAGGACAGGGAGGGGUCUCGGAGUGAGAACAGCGAGCAGAAGAGCAUG
Molecule: messenger RNA, 1113 nt
Organism: Sphaeroforma arctica JP610
Lineage: Eukaryota; Ichthyosporea; Ichthyophonida
Exons: 1
Source: RefSeq, a predicted model, not a curated record